AUUCAGCUUUUGUUCCCUCGAUGCAUGAUAUUCGCGCUCCAUUGAAUUGUCUACUGCAGAAGCAUAGCACAUGGAACUGGAAUAAAGAGUGUGACGCGGCUUUUGGUAAACUCAAGUCUAUAAUUAGCUCGGAAUUGUUAUUAACACACUACGAUCCAUCCAUGCCGAUCAUCGUAGCAGCAGACGCUUCAGCAUAUGGCCUAGGUGCUGUUAUUUCACAUCAAUUUCCAGACGCGUCGGAAAAAGCCGUUAUGCAUGCAUCCCGUACACUGACCCCAGCAGAAAAGAAGUAUAGCCAGAUAGAGAAAGAAGCUCUUGCCCUUGUGUUUGCUGUUCGCCGUUUCCAUAAGUUUCUGUACGGUCGGAGAUUCACGCUCCUCACAGAUCACAAGCCUCUGUUAGCAAUAUUUGGUUCAAAGUCCGGCAUUCCAGCCCAUUCUGCAAAUCGUCUUCAGCGAUGGGCCUUGGUACUUUUGGGGUAUGAUUUCGAAAUCCAAUAUCGACGUACUCUACAAUUCGGUCAAGCAGACGCUUUGUCACGACUCAUUAAUGAUCAAGUGGCGGCUGAGGAAAACAUGGUGAUCGCAUCUCUGUCAGUAGAAGACCACGCAGAAUGUUAUCUGACAACCGCAGUUCGCGCAUUACCGGUGUCUGCAACAGACAUACAAAAUGCUUCUAGAAACGACCCCAUCAUCAAGACGACGAUGAAAUAUGUCACUAAAGGUUGGCCGUCGAAAAAGUUUGAAGGUGACAUGAAGCAACUGUAUCAGCGGCGGGAGUCACUAUGCAUCGUCAACGAUUGUCUGAUGUUUGGUGAAAGAGUAGUGGUGCCAGCAUCCCUUCGUGCAAAAGUUCUGAAACAGUUCCAUCUUGGUCAUCCUGGGAUUAAACGAAUGAAGUCCAUAGCCAGAAGUUAUGCAUACUGGCCUCACAUGGAUCAACAUGUCACAGCGUUGGUUGAAAAAUGCAUGCGGUGUCAACAGGCGGCAAAGAUGAAUGCCAAAAUUCCGCCGGUUUCAUGGCCCAAACCUGAGCAUCCUUGGUCCAGGAUACAUGUCGACUUCGCGGGCCCAAUAAAUGGAACUAUGUAUUUAAUUGUCGUCGACGCCUUUUCUAAAUGGCCGGAAAUCAGCCCCGUUACGCCGCCCACUACAACUAAGACUAUACAGCUCCUAACUGAAAUUUUCUCACGGAAUGGCAUACCAGAUGUGAUCGUAUCCGACAAUGGCUCUCAAUUCACCUCUUCCCAAUUCCAGAAUUUCUGUCAACGGCUAGCUAUUAAACACUUACGCUCGCCACCAUACCACCCGCAAUCGAAUGGGCAGGCGGAAAGGUUUGUGGAUACGUUUAAAAGAGCACUGCUCAAGUCAAAAGGGGAGGGGACGCCAGCCGAAACGUUACAAAAUUUCUUGUACGUCUAUCGGACAACACCAAAUGAAUUGUUACCGGAGCAAAAGUCCCCAGCUGAAAUCCUGAUGGGAAGAAGAUUGAAAACGAUUCACAGCCUGAUGCAUCCGACCAAUGCACCCUCAUCAGUAGAGACAAAGCAGCAAAGACAAUCCGCUUACGAAGUAGGAUGCCCUGUGUUUGCCCGCGACUACAGAACGAACCAUGGUCCUUGGGUAGAAGCGAGAGUGGUCAGAAGGGUUGGUCGAGUUAUGUACGAAGUAGAGGUAGGAGGUGAUAAAUGGUCACGUCAUCGCAAUCAGAUACGCAGACGGCUAGCCCCAGAUCGCCCAUCAAGAGCAGAAAGCCUUCCCCUUGACAUCUUGCUUGAUACCUUCAACCUACCGAGAGCCCCGCCACGAGAAGAAACUCAGCAGCAAGCUGUUCUUCGUUCCCGAAGGUAUCCCCUCAGACAGCGGCGAACAAUAGUCAAGAUGCAAGUCAACCACAGGAGAACACGCUAUUAAAAAGGGGAGGAGUGUUGGGGAUGUUAGAUCCCCAAAAUUCGCUUGAUAAUGCCGUAUUUCGGUUUUUCACGUUCGCCAGCAGGGGCUGAUCAAAUGACCUUGAGAUUUCAAUUCCCACCAGGAAAAUCCAUGGCUGUGAUUGGCUGCUGUGUAUUUUAGUAUGCUAUUUUCUUAACUGUCUCAAGGACGUUGUUAUGUUGUAUAAAUAAACGAGAGUUGUAUGCUUGAUUGUACUGGAUUGCUGGGUGCUUGUAGAAUAUACUUUCUACGCUUACCAAGACUUCUGUUUUACCGUUUGGAUUCAAGGUAGCCUUCCUGGAAGCUGGUAAAAGUAUCGUUCGCGUUUAUCGACUAAGGUAAACUCGUAAUAGCAUCAAGCAUACUACUAAGUGCCGAACA
Schistosoma turkestanicum is the source of this 2312-nucleotide messenger RNA. The record is from the annotation of a GenBank genome assembly. Lineage: Eukaryota; Metazoa; Platyhelminthes; Trematoda; Strigeidida; Schistosomatidae.